AUGCCUUUCGGAAUUAUCAAUACUGAAUUGAAGGAUGGCGGGCAAAUACCUGGUACAGAAAUGCUCAUUGGUGGUAGCCAGAGGGGUGUAGAAUCGGAAGUUGACGACGUUCACUUGAAACGCCUCUGGCCACGAUGGCAAAAAGAGGCGGCGUUUUAUGUCAUCUUCGUCAACGCGAUCGUCUUCGCCAUCCUGCCCGGUCCUAUUAUUGCGCCAGCGACCUUCGCGCUCGCGCCGAUCCUGAGCGUGACAUUGACGCAGGUCGCUGAACUAUCUGGCUACCAGCUCCUACUCGUCGCCGCUCUAGGUCCAUUGGUAUCAGUUCUUGCCCAGAAGUACGGCAAACGCCCCCAGUUUCUGUUCGCGUCCGCCGCUGGGACGCUGGGGACCAUCGUCUGCAUCAUCGGCUCCCAGCAAAACAAUUACCACACCCUCCUCGCAGGCCGCAUGGUCCAGGGCCUCGGAGUGACAGCCUGGGAAAGCCUCUCCCUGGCUGCCGUCGGGGACAUGUUCUACUUGCAUGAACGUGGAUGGCGCACGGCGCUGAUUGUGUGUUCACUGGCCUGCAUGGCAUCGAUGGUGUCCAUCAUUAGUGGAGUCAUGUUCCAGAACCACGGAUAUCAGAACCUCUUCGUGGCAGAGCUGCCGUUCGACAUCGUCGGGCUCCUGGCAACGGUCUUCUUGCUCCCGGAAACGCAGUUCUUGCGGGCGGCUACCCGGCCCACCGAUACGGCGCAAUCUCAAACCAGCGCCAAAGAAGCCGAGAAGAGCUGGGAUCACCAGGCUGAAACCGUCAAUUCACCAAGUCCAGCCCAGCAAGUACCAAGAAAAUCAUAUGUGCAGACCAUCGCACCGUGGGCGCACACGACCUACACGACCAAAUCCAUUCCGCACCUCCUCUCAGAGAUCUUCAUUCACCUGAUCAACCCAGCUGUGUUCUGGAUCUUGAUGGUCAGCGCCGUGCUGGUCGCAUUCUUCGUCGUGUCAGCCUACAUCCUCUCCCAGAUCUGGUCCGUCCCGCCGUACAACCUCAAUGUUGCGCAGAACGGAUAUUUCUGGGCUGGUGCCUUUGUCGGCGGAAUUUUGGCCGUCUCUGUGGGGCCGAUUUGCGACUGGUCGGCCAGGACGCUCGCGCGGAUGAACAAUGGCGUGUACGAGGCCGAGUUCCGCAUCCCGGUCAACAUACUCGGCGCGCUGUUCUGUGGCUUGGGGUGGUUCUUAUUCAUGUGGGUCGUCGAUCACCCGCGCCCGGACGGGUAUCUCCUGGGUGCGUUUUGUCACGGGUGCGCUUGCUUUGGGAUUUCUGUUCCAUCCACUUCGGCUGGGUUGUAUAUCCUUGACUCCUUCCCGAGACAAUCGACGGAGGUAUUCGUGCUGCAGAUGAUGCUGAAGAACUUCCUGUUCUACGCGUUCUCAACAUUCAUCAACACCUGGGCUGCGGAGGCUGGGGGUGGAGAGGUGUUCAAGGUCUUUGGCAUUGUCUCGCUUGUCCUCAUUGCCCUCUGUAUACCGAUGUAUGUCUUCGGCAAAAUCAACCGGAAGUUGAUGUACCAUUUGUACUCCCGCAGCACCAUCUUAAAGUCUCUCGGAUGA
Diaporthe amygdali is the source of this 1593-nucleotide messenger RNA. RefSeq names its product major facilitator superfamily transporter. Gene Ontology annotation, molecular function: transmembrane transporter activity. Lineage: Eukaryota; Fungi; Ascomycota; Sordariomycetes; Diaporthales; Diaporthaceae. Bases 1 to 1593 code for a protein of 530 amino acids. Gene Ontology annotation, biological process: transmembrane transport. The record is from RefSeq and is a predicted model, not a curated record. The transcript is spliced from 5 exons.